AUGUUCAUCGGAGGAUUGAAUUGGGAAACAACAGACCAAUCCCUCAAGGAAUACUUUUCCCAGUUUGGAGAAGUCCAUGAAUGCACUGUUAUGCGAGAUGGUGCUUCUGGCCGAUCGAGAGGUUUCGGCUUCCUUACAUUCACUGAUCCAAAGACCGUGAACACAGUAAUGAUUGACCCUAAACGCGCAAUCCCUCGAGAUGAACAGGAGCGGACCAGUAAAAUAUUUGUGGGCGGAGUGAGCCAGGAAGCCACUGAGCAAGAGUUCAAGCAGUUUUUCAUGCAGUUCGGCCGCGUUGUAGAUGCAACCCUCAUGAUCGACAAAGAUACUGGGCGACCUCGAGGUUUUGGAUUCGUGACGUUUGAUAGCGAAGCCGCCGUGGAAGCAACACUUUCAGUGCCAUUGGAAAUACAUGGAAAGGCAAUUGAAGUGAAAAAGGCCCAACCCCGCGGGAAUCUGAGGGAUGAUGAGGAAAGCCGCCGAUUGGGCAAACGCGGGUUCCGUGACGAUCGGUUUAAGGACGACCGGGGUAGCGGAUCUGAUUCAGGACAGCAGCAGAAUUCUCAGAACCAAACAAAUAUGGCGGGCGGCAUGACGCCUCAAAUGAUGGCACAAUACUGGCAACGGAUGCAACAAUACUUUGCGUUGAUGCAACAGCAAAUGGCUUCCGCUCAAGCACAAGGAAUGAACCCAGCGAUGGGAGGCAUGAACCCUGCCUUGCUCCAACAAAUGCAGCAGAUGCAGCAGAUGCAACAGAUGCAACAAAUGAAGCAGCAGCCAGGGCCCCAACAAGGAGGAAUGAGCCCUCCUUCUCAAACACCGCCCAAUGGACAGGGGAUGCAAGGAAUGAUGAACCCAAUGCAACAAAUGCAGAUGCAGCAGAUGCAACAGAUGAAUCAAAUGCCGAAUCAAAACCAAGCAGGGCCCGGUUUCCCAGGUGGUAUGGGUGGCCAGAUGGCUGGGAAUAUGCCCGGGGCCGUUGCAGGAGGGCCAGGAGGCGCCGGUACGGCCGGCAACCCUGGAAUGGGUGGAAACUUUGGCAAUAACAGAAAUGGCCCUGGAUACAAUGCCCAAGAACAAAUUGCGUUUGAACAGCAGAAGUAUGAACAACAACAACAAGCUCGACGGGUAGCCGAUCCUCGGGCAUAUCCCUACCAACAGGGUAACCAAUCCUCAUGGGAGGGAAUGUACGAUGAUACACCACAGCCCAACCUACCAACCGGUCCUCAAGGCAUGGGCCGUGCUGGUAGUGCUGGAGGCCCAAUGGGGCGAGGGAUGUCUCCGAAUGUGGGAAAUAAGCCUCCGCAACCUGUUGCAUCACCGCAGCCACAGAGCGCGCCUCCCGCCAAUGCUCCUACGGGUCCUCGAAAUGCGGGAAGGCCCGGAGCUAACUAUCGCGGCGGAGGCCGUGGAGCGCACCGAGGAUUUCACCCUUACUCCCGUGGCUAA
Molecule: messenger RNA, 1449 nt
Organism: Microsporum canis CBS 113480
Lineage: Eukaryota; Fungi; Ascomycota; Eurotiomycetes; Onygenales; Arthrodermataceae
Product: heterogeneous nuclear ribonucleoprotein HRP1
Exons: 3
Coding region: 1-1449 (482 amino acids)
Molecular function (GO): RNA binding
Source: RefSeq, a predicted model, not a curated record